Medicago truncatula (barrel medic) is the source of this 527-nucleotide messenger RNA. RefSeq names its product protein NOI4. Gene Ontology annotation, cellular component: plasma membrane. Lineage: Eukaryota; Viridiplantae; Streptophyta; Magnoliopsida; Fabales; Fabaceae. The transcript has 3 exons. The record is from RefSeq and is a predicted model, not a curated record. The coding region runs from base 95 to 319 and encodes 74 amino acids.
CACAAGUCUUUGUUUGUGUUCCUCCUCAAUUUUAUUUUUUGCUUUUGGUCUUUUUCUUGUCUCAAUCCAAAUCUCUACCUGCGAUUCUCACCUCAUGGCUUCGCAGGAUAAAGGUCGACCAUUGCCUAAAUUUGGUGAGUGGGAUGUGAACAAUCCUGCCUCAGCCGAAGGUUUUACAGUCAUUUUCAACAAGGCUAGAGAUGAGAAGAAGACCAAUACUUCUAUCAACAUGGCUACUCCACGUACAGCUGAUCCUGUCUUCAAGAAUGACAACCAUCCUAAAUAUCCUCGAAAGAGUAAGUGGUUUUGCUGCGGUUGAUUCUAUGGUGAUUUAUGCGCCAAUUGAUAUGCUGGGAAUAGGGAUUAGACAACAAGAGCAAUCUACAAACCCUCAAUUGUUAUGUUGAAAUGUUCUUGCUGGAUCACAAACUGAUAUAUUGUUGAUGUUAGUUGUAAGCAAAUUGAAUUUUGAACACCAUUUUUCCUUUUUUUUUUUUUUUUGAGAAGAUUGAUCACACAUUGAUUUA